This is a messenger RNA of Alosa sapidissima (American shad), 2603 nucleotides long. It is a transcript of the gene vamp1, whose product is annotated as vesicle-associated membrane protein 1. NCBI's taxonomy places the organism in Eukaryota, Metazoa, Chordata, Actinopteri, Clupeiformes, Clupeidae. The coding region runs from base 500 to 841 and encodes 113 amino acids. The record is from RefSeq and is a predicted model, not a curated record. Gene Ontology annotation, cellular component: plasma membrane; SNARE complex. Gene Ontology annotation, molecular function: syntaxin binding; SNAP receptor activity. The transcript has 5 exons. Gene Ontology annotation, biological process: vesicle fusion; SNARE complex assembly; vesicle-mediated transport.
UCAUGAGUCAAGUGGGUGUAAUAAAUCCUCUGGACAUUCUGGCCGCUAGGUUGGGCAUGUUCUCUUCGCCGGAUCUACGUAACCACUACUUGUUCAUUUAGGUUACGCAGCCUUUGCAGGUACAGCAACAAUCAGCGGAUGAAGCCAGUUCAUCGUGACUUUUAUCUCACAAAUUCGAGAUCUGGUGUUUCCUCAGCGCAUCGUGUCGUCUGAGGAAUUUUCCUCAACCGAAUCAGACGGGUUUUUUUCCUGCGCAGCAUUUUUGUGGUUGACAUUCCGUGCCAGAAUCAGUGCGUUUUAACAGUAAUACUCCUCAGUAUUACAUUCGCAUUAAAAUACAUCCUGCGGAAGAAGUUUGACAUCACAGAGGAACAACCACAUAUUUCCCUGGGAUAAUACUCUUCGAGCGACCUCUCUCUCUCCCUCUCUCUCUCUUUCUGUCCCUCCCUCUCUCACGCUCUUUACUGGCGAUUCAGAUUAUUAAGCAGUUGCCACCGAGAUGUCAGCCCCAGAAGCCACUCCAGGAGCCCCAGGGGAAGAUGGAGCCCCUCCCGCAGCCCCCAACCUGACCAGCAACCGCAGGCUGCAGCAGACGCAGGCCCAAGUCGAUGAGGUGGUGGAUAUUAUGCGUGUAAAUGUGGAUAAAGUGCUGGAGAGGGACCAGAAGCUGUCGGAGCUGGACGACCGGGCAGAUGCACUGCAGGCAGGAGCCUCACAGUUCGAAAGCAGCGCAGCCAAGCUGAAGAACAAGUACUGGUGGAAGAAUAUGAAGAUGAUGAUCAUCAUGGGUAUCAUUGGCAUCAUCCUCAUGGGAGUCCUUUUCAUGUACUUCUACUACUGAGCUGGUCUCUCUGUGGCUGAGCACAAGGUGAUCAGCGGAUCUGACGGCAGAGCCGAAGCCUUGUGUGACAUCCACUCCCCCCCCCCCCCCCCUCCUAUAAGCUCCUCUCCUCUCGUCCCUCUCUCCAAACUCUCACCGAUGCCUUCUCAUCACAACAAGCAGCGCGUGUGGAUGCGGUGCCUCCUCCCUCAUCUCUCUCUCUCUCUCUCUCUCUCAAUCUCGGUGUGACUCCCUCAAAAAAAAUGAACAAACAAAUAACCCCCUCUUUCCUCUAAAUGAUUAGUGAUGUAGUGCCCAGCCCUACAUUUCUUUUUUUAUAUAAAGUUUUGAUUUGGUAUUGUUUGGAUAGAGGAAGAUAAUGGAAACGGAUGUUAGAAGGGAAGGUCAUGCGGGAUCUCUGUACAGCUGUAGAUUUAUAGUUGUCCCCUCUCGGAAGUAUGAGGAGACAUGCCAUUGGCUCACGUGUAUGGACCUGGCCCAAUCACACAAGAGAGGGAGGGAUAAAGAGCAUUACCAGGGCAACAGACAGACAGUCAGAGCUGAGGAGGUCGAGUGAGAAUAAUGAAACCUUGAAUUUUUUUCAAGGAUUUCUUUAGCCAAAGCAUACUCUCUAAUGGGUGCAAGUACAGAGAGAUGCUCCUACACUACAGAGGAGUACAACCGCAAUCGGUUUAACAGAUUAGACACAACUGUUCAAUAGCCUUGACAGACUGUCAAAAUCUGUCUGUUGAAAUAUUACUCUACUAACUUUGCACCCCUCCUCAUCUGAAAGAUAGAGAAGAGAAAGACUAGUAGCUAAGAACCAUAAGGGGCUUGCUUGGAGAAAUAGUGACUAAACUAACUUAACUCUGUUUUUAGGCAAGAGUGACACCUCCUGGGAAAAUAAUCAAGCAAAGUAUCAGUUAGGUACUAUUUAUAAUAGAUUGUCUCAUUGAACAACCAAUGAUUUGUUUUCAGAACUCCCCUUGACCCCUAAGAAAAAAUCGGAAGGGGAUCCCUAAUGUACAUGUAUAUUUUGUGGCCACUGUUUCCAGGAACACCCUGCCAGUCAUCAAAAAGAUGGGCAUUGGUUACUGAUAGCAUUUCUUGUUUUGACCUUUACGGAAAGUAGCAUUCUAGCUUUAGGUGUCUGUGUAUGUGUGUUUCAUUUUUAAUGUACAGUGUACAGGCAGGGCAAAGAUAGGUUUGGAUGUCGGGCAAAACAACGUGUGCCUUAGAGAGUUUCGCCUGAGUUGAGCGUGUUCCGGACCUAACCAAUCAGUCUUAAAUGACAAUGUGUCCCCUCUCCCGUCUUUGCUUUGUAUCGCAUUUGUAGGAGUGGCACCUGACCAGUGUGUGUGUGUGUGUGUAUAUAUAUAUAUAUAUAUAUAUGUGUGUGUUACACCCGUGAAGCUUGCGACGUGACUCUCUAUCGCACACAUUCCUUUUGCCCUGCUUUACUUUCCACACCGAAAAAGUCCACAACUUAUGCAAAUAUUAUUGUUCGGUUAACAUUCAGAUGUUAUCUGCAAAAUAUGUUUUUUGUGAAUAAAAUGCACGUUCAAUGAAGUCAGAUUUUAAAAAACAUAGCAAAAUGUCAUGAGAACAUGCUCAAGUUAUAUGAAUAUUGCACUCAACAGGUUGUCACCAUGCAAUGAGCCGAGUGAAAAGCCAAUAAGAACAUAUCAGUUGAGCUUGAAAGGUACUUCAGAGAAAGCUGCUAAAUUGUGGUUCUUUAAAAGCAUGUCUGUUUGCAUAUCAUUCUAAUAAAGUGAUAAACGUG